This is a messenger RNA of Lathyrus sativus (Indian pea), 1821 nucleotides long. Lineage: Eukaryota; Viridiplantae; Streptophyta; Magnoliopsida; Fabales; Fabaceae. The record is from the annotation of a GenBank genome assembly.
AUGAAAAUAUUUUGUUUGAAUCCUAAAACGCCUUCGUUUUCAAUAUAUCACAACAGAUCACCAUCCUCAACUGCAAAUUCAUCCACAACCACAACACCUUCUAUUAGAAAAGCCAUAGCACGCAUAGAAGCAGCAGAAGCGCUUAUAUCAAAAUGGAACUCCGAAACUUCAGAUUAUGCCAAAUUAACUUCUCUUUUCUACGAAAACAAAAACGAAGCGUUUCAAUACAUUCGCCGUGUUAACCACCUGCAAAGAGCCAUGCAUUCGUUACUCAAACUAGAGCCUUCGUCGCCAAAACUCAUUCACGCACAAAACCUAAUGCAAAUCGCCAUGAAGAGGCUCCAGAAAGAGUUCUACCAGAUAUUAUCCAUGAACCAGGCUCACCUUGAUUCCGAAUCCGUGUCCGUUAAAUCCUCUGACACUUCCUUCGGUUCUUACGACGACGGAACAGACGAAAAAGAUAUUGGAGCUGCAGAGGAUCGUAUCUCCGAAGUCGAAUGCGUUUCAUCUGACGUGGUUGAUGACUUGAGAAUUAUUGCUGAUUGUAUGGUUUCUAACGGUUACGGAAAAGAAUGUGUAAAGGUUUACGUUAAAGUGAGAAAAUCAAUUAUUGAUGAAGGCAUUUAUAAACUCAACGUGGAGGAAAGAAGCUUCUCAAACGUGAAUAAGAUGGACUGGGAAGUUCUUGAGAGGAAAAUCAAGAGUUGGUUAGAGGCGGUUAGGAUUUCAGUGAAAACACUCUUCGUCGGAGAGAGAAACAUCUGCGAUCGGAUUUUCGCUUCUAGUACUAUCAGAGAAGCUUGCUUUGGUAAGAUUUCAAGAGAUGGAGCUACUCUUCUGUUCCGAUUUCCUGAAUUCGUUGCUAAGUCAAGGAGAUCGGUGCCGGAGAUGAUUUUCCGAAUGCUCGACAUGUAUGAUGCAAUCACCGUGCUGUUGCCGGAGAUUGAAUCGAUCUUCUCGUUUAAUUCAACCGCUGCUGUUAAAUCUCAAGCAUACAAUUCACAACAUCGACUCAUCGAGUCAGUAAAGAAUAUUCUCUCGGAAUAUGAACACCUAAUCCUGAAGAACUGUUCCAAAUUGGCUGCGAAUUUCGGUGGAGUUCACUCGCUGACGACUCGAACAAUGCAGUACCUCACUAAACUUGCAGAUUACAACCACGUGCUUUCUGAAAUUUUCUUGGACAUUCGUUCACCAUUGACGUCAGCAUUGCCAGAAUCCUACUUAUACAGUCUAGAAUUAGACAACAGCACGACGGAUAUUGCGACGGGAUUUUCUGUUCAAAUGACGCGGCUGUUUGAAGUUCUUCUUUCCGAAAUUGAAGGAAUGUCAAAGCAAUGUAAGGAUGUAUCGUUGUCUUAUCUAUUUCUUGCGAACAAUCUCUGGCACGUAGUGGAAAAGGUCCGUGCGUCGAAUUUACAAGACGUUCUUGGGGACGAUUGGUUGUUGAGGCACAUAGCAAAGGUGAAACGGUUGAUGGAGAACUACGAGAGAGUAGCGUGGGAUGGGAUUUUUUCGUCAUUGCCGGAAAAUCCAACGCUAUCGAUGUCAGUGGCGGAGGCGAGGGGAACGUUCAUGAAAUUCAGUCUGGAAUUCGAGAAAGCUUAUCAGAAACAGAAUUCAUUUGUCGGGCCGGAAUCGGAUUUUCGCAAAGAGAUAAAAGCUUCUCUAGCGAAGAAAAUUGUCCCUGUUUAUCGCGACUUGUGUGAUACACAUAAGACUAUGGCAGGAAGACCCGAGAAUGAAAUGAAUGAAUAUGUCACUCUUACUCCUGAAGAUGUUCAGAACUGCCUGGGGAAUCUCUUCUCUGGUGGAAAAGUUUAG